Messenger RNA from Kwoniella botswanensis, 1746 nucleotides. RefSeq names its product pre-mRNA-splicing factor SLU7. The transcript has 6 exons. The record is from RefSeq and is a predicted model, not a curated record. Lineage: Eukaryota; Fungi; Basidiomycota; Tremellomycetes; Tremellales; Cryptococcaceae. Gene Ontology annotation, biological process: mRNA splicing, via spliceosome. The coding region runs from base 1 to 1746 and encodes 581 amino acids. Gene Ontology annotation, molecular function: pre-mRNA 3'-splice site binding. Gene Ontology annotation, cellular component: spliceosomal complex.
AUGCUCAACACCAGUGCUGCCCUCCAAGGGGGUAAGAUGUCUCGAGAAGAGUUCCGACGACAAAAAGAUCUCGACGCGGCUCGUAAAGCCGGUACAGCCCCAGCUGCAGUCGACGAAGAAGGAAACGCUAUCAAUCCCCAUAUUCCAGAAUACAUCACCAAAGCGCCCUGGUAUGCCGAUACUGGUAAACCAUCAUUGGCACAUCAACGUAUUGGUAAAAGCGAUGGACCUGCUCUAAAGCUAGAUGAAUGGUAUGAAAGAGGUCAGACGGCAGGACCGGCAGCAAAGAAAUAUCGUAAAGGUGCAUGUGAGAAUUGUGGAGCGAUGACACACAAGAAGAAAGAUUGUUUAGAAAGACCUCGUAAGAAGGGAGCCAAAUUUACCAAUAAGGAUAUAGCUCCUGACGAGGUGAUUCAGAAUUUCCAAAGUGAUUACGAUUCAAAGAGAGAUAGGUGGAAUGGAUAUGAUCCAUCAUCAUAUAAGAACAUAGUAGAUGAAUAUGAAGCUACUGAAGCUGCCAGAAAGAAAUACCGAGAAGAAGAAAUUGAUAAUCAAACUUCAACUGCAGACAUGUCAACGGCCAAGAAAUUAGCAAAGAAAGAAAAGAAGGAGAAUGGAGGUGGCGGAGACGAUGAUGAUUUCGGUUCGAGUGAUGAGGAUGAAGAUGAUGAAGAUAAAUAUGCAGAGGCUGCUGAUCAGAUUGGACAAAAGCUGGAUACGAAAACUAGAAUUACUGUGAGAAACUUGCGUAUCAGGGAAGAUACAGCAAAGUAUCUACAUAAUUUAGAUGCGGAAUCGGCAUACUACGAUCCAAAGACUAGAUCGAUGAGAGAUGCUCCUAUACAAGGUAUGGCUCCGGAGGAUAUGAAAUUCGCAGGAGACAAUUUCCAGCGAUACUCAGGAGACGCAACCAAUAUACAGAAACUACAGAUGUUCGCCUGGCAAUCUUCUCAACGUGGGCACAACGUUCAUAUGCUUGCUAAUCCGACGGCUGGUGAACUGUUACACAAAGAAUUCCAGGAGAAGAAAGAGGUGCUCAAGGAUACCAACAAAAAUUCGAUCUUAGCUCGAUAUGGUGGUGAGGAGCAUUUGGAGAGAUUGCCCCGGGAGUUAUUGAAUGGUCAAACAGAGGAUUAUGUCGAAUACUCUCGAUCUGGUCAAGUUGUCAAAGGUAGAGAAAGAGCUAUACCGAGAUCCAAGUAUGACGAAGAUGUAUACAUUAACAAUCACACCGCCGUCUGGGGAUCAUAUUACGACCUCUCAAGUGGACAAUGGGGAUAUGGAUGUUGUCAUUCCCUGAUAUCCGGUUCUUACUGUACAGGUGAAGCGGGUAAGACAGCCAACAGUUCAUCAAGUGUAUCAGCUCUAUUAGAAUCUUCAGCAAGGGUAAAAGAGAUUGAAGAAAAGGCCGAGAAAGAGAGGAAAUCAUUGGCAGAACAACAUCUUGAAGAUCUAGCUUCGGGCAAGAAAGAUAAAGGCAAAGAAAGAGAGGCACCAAAAUAUGGUAGUAGACCCGAUGAUUUGUUGGAUGACGAUAAAGUAGAUUUGGAUAAAGAGAAAUUGAGAAAAGCUCUGGAGCAGGAAAAGAAGAGGAAAGGUUUGAAUGAAAAUGAUGCUUGGGAACAAAAUAAGAAAUCGAAAACUGAUGUUACUCAGGAAGAAAUGGAGGCAUACAGGUUAUCAAGACAGGGAUACGAAGAUCCAAUGGCGAAUUACAAAGAUACGGGUGGUUAUGAUCUGGUUUAA